Medioppia subpectinata is the source of this 2177-nucleotide messenger RNA. The record is from the annotation of a GenBank genome assembly. Lineage: Eukaryota; Metazoa; Arthropoda; Arachnida; Sarcoptiformes; Oppiidae.
AAACCUCAACUCACGUGUGGACUCAACUCAAUGUAAACACGAGUUUGUGUUUCAUUUGAUUUGUUAAUACAUUUGAUUCAAACAUGAGUUCAGAGUUAGACCACAAGAAGAAGAGGAAGCGCUUCAAGAGAUCCAAAUCAGGGAGAUCCAAUGAAGAGCCGCAACAACGACGCGAUGACCACAAAUCGUACGCCGAUAUUGUCAAAGAAAACAAAGAUUAUGAGAUCUACUACAAGACCCAAGACAUUGUCGAUGCGGGCGAUUGGGACACGUUUAUGGCGUGUCUUCGGGAACCGCUUCCUUCUGCCUUUCGACUCACCUCUUACUGCAAGAGUCAGACGAUUGCGUUGAGAGAUAUCAUCGAAAGCGACGAAUUUAACGGUUCCGUCGGUGACGGGGAGAGUGUCAGCGAAUGUCUGAAGUGUAUUGAGUGGUAUCCAAACCGAUUCGCUUUUAAUAUCAAUAAAUCUCGCGUUGAGAUCAGAAAAUCGGAAUCGUUUCGCAUUCUUCAGAAUUUCCUCAUUUCUGAAACCGAUUCGGGUUAUAUCAGUAGACAAGAGGCGGUGUCAAUGAUACCGGCGCUGCUCAUGGAUAUAAAGCCGGGCCAUCGAGUGCUGGACAUGUGCGCCGCUCCGGGAUCUAAAACGGCGCAAAUCAUUGAAAUGCUUCACACGGAAGACGGCAAGUCUGAUGGCGUGGUUGUGGCCAACGAUGUGGACAACAAGCGGUGCUAUAUGUUAGUCCAUCAGUCGAAACGUUUGCACAGCUGUUCCACACUCAUCACCAAUCAUGACGCCGGAGGAAUGCCUAACUUCUACGACAAUGUGGACGGACAACCGGUACCGCAAAAGUUUGAUCGUAUACUGUGUGACGUCCCCUGCAGUGGCGACGGAACCAUUCGCAAGAACUAUGACGUCUGGAUCAAGUGGAAUGUCGCCAAUGGCAACAACUUUCACGGCAUUCAACUCCGAAUCGCUAAGAGAGGACUCGAAAUGCUGAAGAAAGACGGACUCCUCGUCUACUCGACGUGUAGUUUGAAUCCGAUAGAAGACGAGGCGGUGAUCGCGACACUCAUUAACUUGACUGAAGGCGGCGCUCAUCUCGAAGACGUGUCCACUGUUUUGCCGAAUUUGAAGUAUAAAAAGGGUUUAGAGAAGUGGAAAGUAAUGACACGAGACUUAGUGUGUAUGGACUCCGCCGAAGGGGUGGAAGAGAAAUACAAAUCACAGAUUAGAGAAUCACUGUUUUCGCCCAAAAACGCCAAAGAAUUGAAUCUAAAUCGUUGUAUAAGAGUUUUACCGCAUCUUCAGAAUACGGGCGGUUUCUUUGUGGCUGUUGUUCGCAAAACUGUGGACACUCUUCCGUGGGAGGGGUCCACACAAUCCGAGGCGUCUAAUGAUGCGAUUCCUAACACAGAAAACGCUCAAAAAGGAGACACUUAUCGGCGGAAAAAGAGGAAAAUUCACGGCUAUAAAGAAGAUCCGUUUAUAUUCUUGAAUAAUACGGACACCGAUUGGAUUAAAAUCAAGGAAUAUUAUGGGAUCAACGACUCGUUCCCGUGCGAGCAGUUAGUUCACAGGUGUGUCGCCGGCAAAAAGCGUAACAUAUAUUUCCUGACCGAAGCGGCCAAAGAGGUUGUCGUCAAUAAUCAAAAUGAUAUAAAGUUGAUUAACGGAGGCGUACGGCUGUUCUCGCGAAGUGACGAUAAAGUGAAUCCGUGCGGCUUUCGGCUAACACAGGAGGGACUGCCCUCUCUGUUCCCAUAUCUCAAUAAAGACAAUAUCGUUGAGAUCGAGGCAAAGGACGCCAAACAGUUGCUAUCGCACGAGAACAUGCCUUUGGAACAGUUCUCUGUGAGCGAACGGUUAAUGCAAUUAAACUCCGGUUGUUGUGUACUCGUCAUCAAAGGUGAUGCGGAAGAGAGCGCCGGCAAUGCGUUGACUCUUCCCAUCUGUUGUUGGAAAGGGAAGACAUCAAUGCGCGCUUAUAUCGCCAAAAACGAAAGGAUCCACUAUUUGAGACUCUGUGGCGCCGAUACCACCGAUACAGUUGCCGUUAGAAGUACUGAACGCGAAAAACAUAAAAUCAAGAAUCAAACUAAGAAUGAAGUAUUAGAUGAGAACCAAACGAUUGAUACUGACAUCAAACCAGAAAUAAAGUCUGAGACUAUCACUUGA